AUGCCUCCCAUAAAGCAAUCGAACAAUCCAGAACAAAAUUUAACACAAGCAAGUCCCACCGGUGCAUCAACGGCCUAUGAAACUAAUUUGACCCAUUGGCGGGACGACCAUGGGGGCAGAAAUAUUGGCAAAUUCAGCGGUUUUCGAGGUGCCAUGGGCUUGGCGCGACGUCUCCGACGUAUGGUAAUGGCUGAGCAUUUAGGCGUCCUAGAGUUUUUACGGAGUAAAAGUAAAAUUCCAUCUUCAAAAUCGAAUGAUUCGAUUAGGUCUACAAAACCAGGAUACGACCGGUCGGAAUGCAAUCAGGCCCAAUAUCGGCAGAAGCAAGGGGCAAUUCAAUUCCAUCCACCAACUACACGAUCAUUCAUGACUGCAGUGGAAGAUGCUGCCAAACAAGUGGAUAAUAUAAAUGAGGAAGAGAAGCAUAAUGGCAAAGAAGUGCAUGAUCAAAAUAAGGCGUUUCAUCCCGAUUGGGAUCUGCAUCUUCUUGAUGACCCCGUCUGUGAUGCAUUUUUUCACGGUGUCUGGAAUCGAAUCGCUGAUAAUAAUGACAGAAUUUUUGACCAGGUAUUUAAUACUAUUCCAUCUAAUCGACUUCUUUCUUUUCGGGAGUGUGAAGUUCGAAGGCGCGAGCUCCCUUUGCACGUCACCUCACCAAGCAAAGCUAUAGAGCUUUUGGCGGAGGUUGCUGGCCACCUCGUCAGAUACCCCGAACGAUUUCUUGCAUCUGAGAGCCUGGAACCUCCAAUUGCUACAUUAGAAACAAUUUCUCCUAUUUACUUAUGGACGUAA
Messenger RNA from Protopolystoma xenopodis, 792 nucleotides. NCBI's taxonomy places the organism in Eukaryota, Metazoa, Platyhelminthes, Monogenea, Polystomatidea, Polystomatidae. The record is from the annotation of a GenBank genome assembly.